AUGGGAUCCAGCAAUAGCAGUGAGCUAAAAGCUCCAGUCUUUGAUAGGGAGAAUUAUGAUUUUUGGAGAAUAAGAAUGACAACCAUUUUCAAAUCCUAUGAUCUAUGGGAUAUGGUUAAACACGGGUAUGAACUACCUGAGAUGGAGAUCGAUGCUCUAGAGAAAGAUCUCACAGAAACACAACUCAAAACACUGAAACAGAAUUGGAUGGAGGAUGCUAGAGCACUUGGAAUCAUUCAAGGUGCUGUCUCAGACACCAUUUUCCUGAGGAUAGCAAAUGAAGAGACUGCUAAGGGAGAUUGGGAAGGUUUACAACAAGAGUACAGAGGAGACACUAAAGUCAGAAAGGUAAAACUUCAGUCCCCUAGAAGAGAUUUCGAGUAUACAAGAAUGAGGGAAAAUGAGUUGUUAAAAGACUACUUCACUAGGCUGUUUGAUGUUGUAAACAAGAUGAAAACAUAUGGUGAGGAACUGCCUAAUGAAAGAAUUGUCCAGAAACUGUUGAUUAGUUUGAUUAAACCCUAUGAUUCAAUAGUAAGUGUUAUUGAAGAAACCAAAGACACUGAAACUCUCAGUGUGCAAGAUGUGAUGGCAUCCUUAAGAGCUUUUGACCAAAGACUCGAGAGGCAUGCUAAUUUUGCACUUGAGAAAGCUUUUCAAUCACUCAAUGUUGGAUCUAGUAGUUAA
Pyrus x bretschneideri (Chinese white pear) is the source of this 687-nucleotide messenger RNA. RefSeq lists its product as uncharacterized. The transcript has a single exon. The record is from RefSeq and is a predicted model, not a curated record. Bases 1 to 687 code for a protein of 228 amino acids. Lineage: Eukaryota; Viridiplantae; Streptophyta; Magnoliopsida; Rosales; Rosaceae.